UAAUAAAUUACAGUUCAUCAUAACGUAUCGAAACGGGUAGUUCGUUGUCUCAAAGAGAAUCGUAAUCCUUCAAAUUUUUGAUUUCAAUCCUUAAAGAAAUCCUUUAAAAAAUAUUAAAAAUGAAAUUCUUGAUCCUUGCCUGUUUGUUUGCUGCUGCCGUGGCUGCUCCCGGUGGAUUAUAUGGCGGCCAUGGUGGUUAUAUUAGCGCUGGUUAUGCUGCUCCAGCCAUUAGUUAUGCCGCUCCUGCGGUCAGUUAUGCUGCCCCUGCGGUUAGCUAUGCCGCUCCAGCUGUUGUCAAGACAGCGGUGGCUGCCCCAGCCAUCAGUUAUGCUGCUCCUGCCGUCAGUUAUGCUGCACCAACUGUGGUUAAGGCCGUUGCUCCUGCUGCCACCAGUUAUUCGACAUUCAGCACAGUUGUCAGCCAUCCUCCAGCUGUCAAAGCUGUUGCCGUUGCUGCCCCAGCCCCUGUCGUCAAGGUAGCCGCUGCUCCCGCCAUUUCCUACGCUGCCCCAGCCGUCUCCUAUGCCGCUCCUGCCAUUAGCUAUGCAGCUCCUUCCUACUCAUAUGCUGCUCCAGCUGUCUCCUACAAGGCCAUUGCUGCUGCUCCUGCCAUUAGCUAUGCUGCGCCAGCAUUGUCCUAUGGUUAUGGUCACGGCUACGAUUCGCUGAGAGCAUCCAAAAAAGGCCACACUAUAAUGCCAUCUAUCUUUAAAAUUAAAACCAAUCAAAUCCUGAUUUCUUUGAUUGCCGCUGCCGUUGCUGCCCCCGGUGGAUUAUAUGGCGGUCAUGGUGGUUUCUAUGGCGGUGGUAUUAGCUAUGCUGCUGCUCCAGCUGUUAGCUAUGCUGCCGCCCCUGCCAUCAGCUAUGCAGCUGCCCCAGCUGUUAGCUAUGCUGCCGCCCCUGCCAUUAGUUAUGCUGCCCCAGCCGUCCAAGUUGCUGCCGCCCCUGCCAUUAGCUAUGCCGCUCCUGCUGUCCAAGUUGCUGCCGCUCCUGCUGUCCAAGUUGCUGCCGCUCCUGCUGUUGUCAAGGCUGUUGCCGCCCCACAAGCUACCAGUUUUACCACCUUCAGUAGUUUUCAGGUUGUAAAUCAACCAGCCGCCGUUAAAACAAUUGCCGUCGCCGCUCCCGCCCCAGCCAUCUCAUAUGCUGCCCCCGCCGUUAAGGUAGCCGCUGCUCCAGUUGUAGCCGCCGCUCCAGGCAUUUCUUAUGCCGCUCCAGCCGUCUCCUAUGCUGCCCCUGCCAUCUCCUAUGCUCCCUCCAUCUCGUAUGCCGCCCCAGCUGUCUCCUAUGCUGCCCCUGCAGUUUCCUACAAAGCCGUUGCCGCUGCCCCCGCCAUUAGCUAUGCUGCCGCCGCUCCAGCCAUAUCUUUGGGCUAUGGUUAUGGAGGUGGUUAUGGCUACGGUCAUGGACACCACUAAACAUUUCAUAUUUCACGGAACAAAGCAAUUGUGAAAUCAUUCCAAAAACAAAACCGCCGCAUUGUAACCUACGAAUUUCUGAAGACCAUAUAAUUUCAUUUAAUUUUAAGUUUGAACAAAAAGAAAAAAACGCCAACUGCGAGAAGCAAAGCACUUUGACAGAAAGAA
Messenger RNA from Musca domestica (house fly), 1586 nucleotides. RefSeq names its product chorion protein S36-like. The coding region runs from base 120 to 1418 and encodes 432 amino acids. The transcript is spliced from 6 exons. Lineage: Eukaryota; Metazoa; Arthropoda; Insecta; Diptera; Muscidae. The record is from RefSeq and is a predicted model, not a curated record.